Portunus trituberculatus (swimming crab) is the source of this 2283-nucleotide messenger RNA. RefSeq lists its product as uncharacterized. Bases 1 to 828 code for a protein of 275 amino acids. The record is from RefSeq and is a predicted model, not a curated record. NCBI's taxonomy places the organism in Eukaryota, Metazoa, Arthropoda, Malacostraca, Decapoda, Portunidae. The transcript is spliced from 4 exons.
AUGAGCAAGACAAUAGAAUCGAGUUCAAGAGCAAAAUUUUACUGUGUGUUUUGGUCCUGGCCUGCGUGUGGUCUUCGUGCUGUGUCAAGGAAGCACACCUUAUCGUCGGUUUCACGACACGAUAACACGCUACGCCCCAUCUGCUGCUCCCCUGUGGAUCUAUCGCCCACAACUGUGCCUUCCACUGCACGCACCGCUGUCCGCCCCUUCCCUCCAGCACUUCCCGCCGCCAUGCAGGCUCACCCUCCAACCUACGGAACUCACUUGCCGUACGCCCCAGCCGUGGCUCAAGGAACUGACUGCUGUGGGGUUUUCGUGACGAAGAAGGUUCUCCUUAUUGCCACGAUAACCACUGCGGUGGCGAUGCUCGCUUCAUUCAUCAUUCUUUGCGUUGGUCUGGCAAUGGAGUGUUACCAUGGGCCAGACUGCAACACGCAAGCCGCACUCAUCAUCACAGGAGGCUUACUGACCGGCAUUUGUACGAUCUUCUUCGUGGUGAUCUUCGUGUUGCUGUUCAAGAUGGGGAGCGCCGCGCCAACCAGGCCCUUUAUGAUCCAGCAGCCCUACUCCACCUACGCAAGUCCGAUGGUGUCCACGACCACUGUUCAAACAGCGUCCAAUCCUCCACCUUAUGCUCCGCCAAGCACGGGCUACCCUCAGUAUCAGCAGCACCCACAGCCACCCCUUCCUCAGGCACCCAUGCCACAGGCAUCCAUGCCUCAGGCACCCAUGCUUCAGGCACCCAUGCCUCAGGCGCCCAUGCCUCAGGCGCCCAUGUCUCAGACGCCCAUGUCCCAGGAGCCCAUGCCUUUCAAACAGACUUGUUAAUUAGUCAAAUGGCAAGUGGUGAUGAUGCCGCAUGAUUGCAACAUGACCACCAAACACUGAUGUGAUAAGAUAGCCAGCGUUGCCUCACCGCUUAAUUAAAGACCACUAGUAGGAAACUCCCCCAUUGUUAAGGGUUACUAAUCUAAUGCUUGGAAAACUUUAUAAACUUGUACAAGUAGACACUUUAUGUACAGUAAGUCCAACUUGUGGUGUCACCCAGUCCUGUGAAUUUCGUGUCUAGAAAUCAAAUAGAAAUCAAUAUAUGGACCUAUCAAAACGUUUGCAAAGACAAAGGACAACUAGUGGUAUGAUUAGUCAAAGGAGUUGCUAGAUAUCCUUUAAAGAAAGGCUUGGGCUCAAUGCCUAUCGACUGUUCAAGGGUCAUCAGUCCAUUAAGGGCCUUUCGGACAGGAUAUCUCACCUUGCCUUCUUGACCAAACCUGGCCAGAAACAAAGCGUUGUAGAUUCACUUAAGGGAAAGCAACAGAGAUAAAAUGUUCCUUCAUGUUUGUUCGAGUCGAGUCGAGUUCGUGUAGAAAGGUGGGGGAAAACUAAGAAGAGGUUGGAUAGAAGAAGAUAUAAUAAUGUAAGAAAGUGAAAGAAAGUAGAAGAAUAAAAGUUAGUGGGCAGUCCACUUAGCGUCGAGUUAAAUUGCUUUUUUAAUUUCUUAAGAAAAACGUACGAGAUGUUUGAGGUAAAUUUUAAUGGUUUUUCUGGUGUUACAUUCUGGACAUUAUGUAGUUAGCAGACCUUUUAAUCAGUGACCAAGAUUUCUUUAUUUAUCAUUUCAUUUCAUUCAUAUAUAUUACAAGCUUUGUAAAGUUAUAUUAUGUAAAUAGUCUCAUAUCUUAAUUUGAUGUUAUUAUUCAUCGUUUAUUUCUUUUUUACAGAUUUUUCCUGAGCAACAUCAUGUUAAUACACAAAAAAAUAUCACAAAUGUCAUUAGAAAACCUAGCACACAAAAUGACUAGAAACAUAAUAAUGGUGGUGAUAAUAUUGGUGUGCGUGUAUGUAUUUGUCUGUGAUAUGUAAGUGUAAGGAAAAAUAAAGGAGAAAUGAAUGUAUGUGAGAGUUCAGUGAAAUAAAGUAAAGCAAGCUAGUAGAGAGCAGAUGUAGAUCCGUGAAAAGUGAAAAGGUGACUGUAGCAGUGGCUGAAAUAGAGCAAGUGUAUAUGUGAGAAAAUGUGUGAGUUUAAUGGUAAACUACGGUAGACGUUUUUAAGAGCACACUUUAAUGAAUUGAUUUAAGGGCACACUACACUCCCCAGGCCCUGAAUCGUCUCAUUGUCUUAAGAAUUUUAUGAAGUGUGCCGCCAGUAGUUUGAGGAACUGCACCAGUACUGAACGGAUUAAUCAACGUACUAAUAGCGUGUGGGACAGAAACUGUGAUUUGUAAAUCUGAAAAAUCCUUUCAUGCGUUUGUACAAUCUUAAUGUAAUAAAAAUGAAUUCUGAAA